Patiria miniata (bat star) is the source of this 3749-nucleotide messenger RNA. RefSeq lists its product as uncharacterized. The coding region runs from base 1001 to 2056 and encodes 351 amino acids. Gene Ontology annotation, molecular function: protein dimerization activity; DNA-binding transcription factor activity. Lineage: Eukaryota; Metazoa; Echinodermata; Asteroidea; Valvatida; Asterinidae. The record is from RefSeq and is a predicted model, not a curated record. The transcript has 2 exons.
AUAAGGCGCGGAUUAUGCACUGCCAUUAAACACAAUAUCAGCGCGGUGGCCCCUCUGUACAGCUGACAUCUGGUUGAGCCGCAGAACGUGCUCGCACAUGCGAUUGUUGUAGAUCACUGCGUGUGUGUUCAUGUCUGCUAUGGGAGUGUGUGGUGUAGGUAAUCGCUGGGAAGCUAUAUAAAAGGCAAGGACAGACGAGCCACCCAAAAACAUCUUGCGAAACGCUGGCUGCAUUAUUAUUUGCAAGCCUAGAGGUGUAACAUCAUCGAGAAACCUCACAGCUAACCCGGGCGAGCACAAGUGCACAUAUAAACACUGCGGUCGGCUUCACACAGAGAUUUUUAGCAAUCUCUUCAUUUAGUUUUUCCCAAAGAGCUCUAUGGUUUUUCGAAUUUCAUUUUCCGCAGGAAUGUGAUAAUCAUCGAGGCGUUCACAUUUGGAGGUGAAGUCGUUCACAGCCACCGCGAAGGUUUUAUGAUUGCAAAUUGAAAAGAAGUAGAAAACCUCAGCGGUAUUUGAUGAUGAUGAUGAUGAACCGACGGACGGAGUGAAACCCUACCGAGUUGUGUCCACAAGUUGGACGGCUGAACCAGGUGUGCUCGGGUUUCCAAUGCUAGAACAGGCGAUCGUUUUACUCCGGGGCAAGUACUGUGUGUGCGUGUGUGAGCACACCUAGCGGUAAUCGGCCGGAGAUUACAUCCGCAUAUUACGCAUCGCAUUAGGAAUUCUCGGAGCCUCUGAACAUCUGGACUGUCUGGCUUGAAUUGGCUCGUGUCGAGUGGCUGGCCAGGCGGGCUGGAUUACUCCGUAACUGUACGCUGUGUACACACAUAUCACACGCACACUCGGCUCACAGCAAGACAUGAUGUAGUGGAACAGUGCUACGCGGUGAAGAAACAAGAUAGUAUUCCGAGGAGAGAAUUGAUCAAGAGGCUGGACAUUUUAUCCUGUAAAUUAGGUGUGUUUCUGUUGUUUCAGGGACCAUCCUGAGUUAAAGACAAUGUCUUGGGAAAAAUCGCCAAGCCCUGACGGGCAUCACCAGGAGAGAGGAGAGGGUCGCUCCACGAACCCAUCUGAAGAGAGGAGUUGUAAGGAGGAACAGGACUCCAAAUCGGGGCAAGGUGGAUGCAGUAAAGUAACCCUCUCGAGUGUUUCCCCCGUCGGUUCCAAUUCGAGACGCAAUAAACGGAAGCAGAGCGAGCCCAGACGGCUCAGCACGAGUAGCCUCGUGGUCAAGGAAGAACCUGCGGACGCUCCGGACCACCCAGAUGACCAAGGCCGGCUGACCGCUCCAGGAUUGACCAUCGAGACCGAGGACGAUUACCGGUGCGGUGUGAUCAUAGACCGGCGUCGGUAUCAACACCAAUACCACCUGGGUGGUGUGGAGGAACUGAUACCGGAGAAUGUGUUGUCCUUACAGGGUCACACUAGCAGGGCUAGUAACUCAAGUGAAGACAGUCAAGGGUCGACCGCAACCUCCCUCCCCAUGCACUCUGUGAUGAUGUACGCUAGAGGUAGCGGUGGUGAUAGUGGUGGUGGGAUGAUCAGCGAUGAAGCUAAGAGUGACUUAGAUGAUGCCACGGGGUCUCAAGGUACCUGUGCCGACUCUCCGGAGCUUAUGAUGGAGGAGGGCGAGGCGAUGGACGGUGAUAGCAGAAGCAGCCACGCUGAGGGUGCCUCCCCAGACUCCGGUGCGAGUUCCUCCCGCGGCGGCUCCUCAUCCACCCGCUCUAAGAAGACGUCUCGGUCUUACAAGAACCUGAGCCGGUCCCGUCGGAUCGUUGCCAACGCACGAGAGAGGAACCGAGUCCACACCAUCAGCGCGGCCUUCGAGGGUCUCCGGCGGGCUGUCCCUUCCUACUCCCACAACCAGAAACUCUCCAAGUUGGCUAUCUUGAGAAUCGCGUGCAGUUACAUCUUAGCUCUGGCUAACUUAGCUGAUAUGGACUAUUCUCCAGAUCAUCAGCAGAUGUCUUUCAGCGAUUGCGUGGACAUGUGCACGAGAACACUCCAGUCGGAAGGGCGAUCAAAACGAAGAAAGGUUCCCAUGGAAUAAAGGUCGUCUUUGCGUAUGCGCAGCCAAGCGCCAAUGUUCAUCUACCACAUCAGCUGCCAUUUUCGAGGGUUCUUCACACAAGAGGGCGCAAUUUCAACUUAACGGAAUACGGCGCUCCAUGUUGCCCAUCGAAGUAAAUGUCUUGUUUCUUGCAUCAGCAUGGCAGUGGUUUAAGCGUUGUUUAGUGGCUAAUUCUCCGGUUAGUCAUGAGCAUCAUAACAUUUGCGGCAUCCAGCAGCACAUUAGACUCGGAUAAAGCCGUAAAACUGCCCAUCGAUCCCAAAGUGACAGUGAUCCGCUGUUGAUCAUGCUUGCUUAUCAUACCUGUCAUGGUAUUAUACGCCUUGGGUAAAGACUAUGGAUAUAUUCCCCUAGUAAACUACUUUCUUAACACCGAAUCAUUAGGUAAUGCAGGACAAUUUAAUGACAUUGCAUCACCAACUCCAUCAUAGACUAUUAUAAUAAUAAAAAUACCUGGUGGGAAAGAAUACUAGUUUGGAUAAGCUUAGAUAACCGAGUCUAUAACCGACUUCAGGGUUUUCUAAAGUUUAAAAUUGUCACCUGUCGAGAGAAGAACACUGUGACUGCAAUGAAGUACAGUGAAACGCCGCUAUAACGAACACGAUGGGGUCCACAGAAAGUGUUCGCUGUAGUGGUUGUUCGUUAUAGUGAUUGUGCAUUAUAAAAGAAUAUCACUAUUUCGGGAGCCCGUGGGGACGUUCGUUAUAACCAAAUGUUCAUUAUAGUGGUGUUCGUUAUAUCGGCGUUUCACUGUAUUACCUACAUGUGUCUUUGCCAAUCCAUGUAUCCAAGUAUUCAAGUGAUGCCACAACAAAAAUGGAAUGUGACUUUCCGAAAUACCAAGAUUGAUUGUAAAACUGUGGUACAACAGAAAGCACGUUUGAAGGCCACGUGAAAACGAAAAUACUGUUCAACAGUAUUUGUCGCUCGUUCCCAUUGUCCUUUAUCUAAGGACGUGUUUUACCUGAAUUUUUGAGCUCUUAUAUUGUUUCACCGCUGACCCGACAUCAGCACUUCCCGCGAAGACAGAAAAUGUCACCACGCAUUGUCAUGGCAGUAAACUACCCACAAUGCUUUGCGACGUUUGCGUUUCCUCCUCAAUUUUUGUAAAAGUUAUAAGCAGUCAGUGGCACCCUUGAAAACAAUGCUUUGCAACAUUUGCGUUUCCUCCUCAAUUUUUGUAAAAGUUAUAAACAGUCAGUGGCACCCUUGAAAAGGUGGGGGGGGGGGUCGAAUCAAAAAUACUGUGGAACAUGCCUCAAUUUUCACUUGCGUUCUGUGGAACCUCAGUUUUACAAUCAUUCUCCUUGAUGUUACAAAUGUAUGAUUGGUGUAAUUGGUAAUAAGUCAAACGAACUGAACGAUAAAAUUUGAUCUUAAAAUGUUAUGGUUAAUUAGAAAUUGUUUUGUAAACAAAGUCAUUGGGUCUACUACGCAAACUCAGAAAAGACUCACCCUGCUCCCUGCUUAAUCGAUUGAGGGCGCUAAACAAUUCUUUUACAAAGGUUUUUUUAUUGCUAAACCAACAACUUCUGCCGUUUUCCUUGUCAGUAUAACUGUCGAUAAUGUGAACUAAAAUGUGCAAAUAUUUAUACUAAGAAUGAUACUUAAAGCAUUAUUCGUAACGAUAGUUGAGUAAUAAAUAUAUAUCUACAUCAUGUGCUUUCAUAGA